Molecule: messenger RNA, 4479 nt
Organism: Oldenlandia corymbosa var. corymbosa
Lineage: Eukaryota; Viridiplantae; Streptophyta; Magnoliopsida; Gentianales; Rubiaceae
Source: the annotation of a GenBank genome assembly
AUGUUGCUGUUGGAGCUGCUGCUGGGGGAGGCUGCGGCCGGAUUCAGCUUGGAAAAAGCUGUUUGUAGCCAUGGGUUAUUCAUGAUGUCACCUAACUUUUGGGAUUCUCAAUCCAAGAGUCUUCAGCGCCCUCUUCGUCUUAGCCACAAUCACGACGACCCAGAUCAUCAAAUUUCCGUCUCCGUCAGAAUCUCGCAGCCCUCUAACUCUGCUCAUUCUCUCCAAGUUGAAGUCUUUGGGAUUAAUUCACUUUCUUCUCAACAAAAGCAGUCUUUGCUGAAUCAAGUGAGUCGAAUGAUGCGAUUAUCUGACGAAGAGAACAAGACUGUGCGGGAAUUCCAGGAGAUCCAUAGGGUAGCCAAAGAGAGAGGGCAUGGGAGGAUUUUCAGAUCUCCAACGUUGUUUGAGGACAUGAUCAAAUGCAUUCUCCUGUGCAACUGCCAGUGGUCUAGGACUCUGAGCAUGGCCCGAGCCCUGUGUGAAUUCCAGUGGGAACUGCAACAUUCCUUGUCAAAUGCAUCUCCUACAAAAAUCUAUGGCAGUUCAAACGCCAUAAGUGAAGCUGAUGAUAGCAGGUAUUUUGUUCCAAAUACACCAGCUAUAAAAGAAAAGAAGAGAACGCUUGGAAAUCAAGAGUGUCAUGUUGACAAUAGAUCGGAUUACUCUCAAGAGAGUGAUGAUUUUGAGUGCUCAAACGGGACUGAACCUCAUAACCAACCUGGCGUGGGAAACUUUCCAAGCCCUAAGGAAUUAGCAAUUGCUAAUGUAUCUCUUUUGGCAAAACGUUGCAAUCUAGGUUAUAGAGCAAGUCGCAUAGUGAAACUUGCACAGCUUGUUGAAGAAGGUGGUAUUCAGCUCAGAGAACUUGAAGAUGCUUGCAGUAACCCGACCCUGUUUAACUAUGAUAAAUUAGCUGAACAGUUAAAAGAAAUAGAUGGAUUUGGUCCUUUUACAUGUGCUAAUGUGCUAAUGUGCAUGGGCUUUUACCAUGUCAUUCCCUCAGACUCUGAGACGAUAAGGCAUCUGAAGCAGGUACAUGCUAGACACACUAGUCUUAAAACAAUACGUGCGGAUCUGGACAUAAUUUAUGGGCCGUAUGCGCCUUUUCAGUUUUUGGCGUAUUGGUCAGAAGUAUGGCACUUCUAUGAGGAAUGGUUUGGGAAGUUGAGUGAAAUGGUUCCUACAAGCUAUAAGCUUAUUACUGCAGCAAACAUGAAGCCCAAAAAGAAAGCUCAGAGCUUGAAAACUAAAGCAUCCAGGCCCGCGGAGCUUCUUAAUUCCACAAAUUUGAUCGGAAAAAGAGAAAUUGUGGUUUGCUCUGAUCGGAUCGCAAUGGGUGACGAUUUGAAAAGGUGGGUAUCAGAUCAAUUAAUAUCUCAUAAUCUCUUGGGAGUUUCGUCUCCAAUUCUGGUUCAAUUUGUAAUAACCCUGGCUAAGAAUGCAUCCUCCGUGCCGGAACUCGUCAAUAAUCUCGUCGAAUACGGGUUACCGUCCGAGAAGAUCCAUGGUUUUGCCCAAGAAAUUUUUUCUAAGGUUACGCAUAAAUCAUCUUCAUCUUCUACUUCUACUGUGUUGAAUCUGUAUCAACAGAGAGAAAGAGAGACUGCAACGUUGGCUAGGAAGCAGAAUACUUACACCAUCUUGGAAGAGGAUGAGGAUUUUGAUGGUGGCAGUAUUAGUCCUGUUUCUCAAAAGGUUGAUAACUCUGGGGAAAAAAGAUUCAGGAAGAGGACCAAGCCCAAGGAAGACGACGAUGAAGAAAAUGAAGAGAUAAUAGCUAAGGAGAAAAGGAUUGUGAGGCGGCGGACUUCAAAGACAGAGGAAGGAGAAGAAGAAAGAUUGCGGGAUCAAAGACAGAGGGAAGAGUUGGAACGGCGCAUUAGAGAAAAGGAUGCUGCUGCAACCAGAAAGCUGACUGAGCGCAAGCUAACAAAGAAGGAGGAAGAGGAGGCAAUUCGGAGGUCGAAGCCUUUGGACAAUGAUGAGAUUGAAACUCUGAGGAAGCUUUCAAGGCAGAAAUAUCUGAAUGAAAGAGAGAAAAAGAUGGUCCAGAGACUCAGGGAUGAGAUUAAAGAUGAGCUGUCUUUAUUUGAAGGAGUAAAGCUUACUGAAGCAGAGUACCGUGACCUUAGAUACAAGAUAGAAUUGUACCAACUCCUUGAGAAAGUAAUGACUCAAGAGAAUGAUGAGAUUCAGGAAUAUAGGAUCCCUGAAGCCUAUGAUCAGGAUGGUGCUGUGAGUCAAAGUAAGAGGUUUGCUGCUGCUUUGAAGCGUUACCGGGAUACUAAUGUUUCCGACAGAAUGAAUCCAGCUGCAGAACAACAAGCCUGGGAAGAACAUAAUAUUCGGAAAGGAACUUUAACAUUUGGGUCAAAAGACAGGAAACAAAACUCUGAUGAGUAUCAGUUUGUGUUUGUGGACCAAGUUCAGUUUGUAAAGGCAGCAGUAAUGGAUGGCUCAGAUAUUGAAGAAGAGCCCUUGGUUGAGGAUCUCCAAAAAACAGCAGCCAAAACCUUAGCUGACAAGCUUCAGGAUGAUAGGAAAAGUCUGCCUGUUUAUCAAUAUAAAAACCAAUUGCUUGACGCCAUAGAUCAAUAUCAGGUGCUUGUAAUCAUGGGCGAGACAGGUUCCGGAAAGACUACUCAAAUUCCUCAGUAUCUCCAUGAAGCGGGUUAUACAAAGCGUGGGAAGAUAGGAUGUACCCAACCUCGGCGAGUUGCUGCUAUGAGUGUUGCUGCUCGAGUGGCUCGGGAGAUGGGAGUCAAACUAGGACAUGAGGUUGGGUAUUCAAUUCGUUUUGAAGACUGCACUUCAGAGAAAACUAAGUUAAAAUAUAUGACCGAUGGAAUGCUGUUGCACGAAUUCCUCACCGAACCUGAUCUUGCUAGUUAUAGUGUGUUAAUGGUGGACGAGGCGCACGAGAGAACAUUGUCAACCGAUAUUCUUUUUGGGUUGGUUAAGGAUAUUGCUCGAUUCAGACCUGAUCUCAAGAUAUUGAUUUCAAGUGCAACCCUUGAUGCUCAGAAAUUCAGUGAUUUUUUUGAUUAUGCACCUAUCUUUAGGAUACCAGGAAGGCGAUAUCCUGUUGAGAUCAAUUUCACUAAAGAACCAGAGGCUGAUUAUUUGGACGCAGCAAUUGCUACUGUCCUUCAGAUUCAUGUGACAAGGCCUCCAGGAGAUAUAUUGGUUUUCCUUACUGGACAGGAGGAAAUUGAGACAGCUGAGGAGAUCUUGAAGCAUAGAACAAGAGGCCUGGGAACCAAAAUAGCUGAGCUGAUGAUCUGUCCAAUUUAUGCUAACUUACCCACAGAGCUGCAGGCCAAGAUAUUUGAUCCGAUCCCUGAAGGAGCACGAAAAGUUGUGCUAGCCACAAAUAUCGCUGAAACUUCCCUAACAAUUGAUGGCAUAAAGUACGUUGUUGAUCCUGGAUUUUGUAAAAUGAAGUCCUAUAAUCCACGCACAGGAAUGGAGUCAUUAUUGGUCACUCCCAUUUCAAAAGCAUCUGCAAACCAACGUGCAGGGCGAUCAGGACGGACAGGACCUGGGGAGUGCUUUCGGCUCUAUACAGCAACUAAUUACAACACUGAUUUGGCAGAAAAUGCUGAUCCCGAAAUACAGAGGACGAAUCUAGCAAAUGUCGUGCUUACGCUCAAGAGUCUCGGCAUCAAUGAUAUCCUACAUUUUGACUUUAUGGAUCCUCCACCGGUACAAUCGGUUCUAAAAGCCCUGGAAUUGCUAUAUGCGCUUGGUGCACUCAAUAGUGAAGGUCAGUUGACCAAGACAGGUAGGAGAAUGGCAGAAUUCCCGGUUGAUGCCAUGCUGUCAAAGAUGAUCGUUGCCUCUGAGAAGUAUAAAUGCUCAGAGGAGAUCAUUACCAUUGCAGCCAUGCUAUCCAUUGGGAAUGCAAUAUUUUACCGUCCAAAGGACAAACAAGUGCACGCUGAUAAUGCCCGAAAGAACUUCUACACAGGGAAUGUAGGAGACCACAUUGCGCUGUUAAGGGUAUACAAUUCCUGGAAGGAAACCAAUUUUUCUACUCAGUGGUGCUAUGAGAAUUACAUCCAGGUUAGAAGCAUGAAGCGGGCAAGGGAUAUAAGAGAUCAGUUGGAGGGAUUGUUGGAAAGGGUGGAGAUUGAAGCUACUUCAAACGAGAAUGAUCUGCAAAGUAUACAGAAGGCCAUAACAUCCGGUUUCUUCCCCAAUUCAGCCAGGAUGCUAGCAAAUGGAUCAUAUCGAACUGUGAAAGACCCUCAAACUGUUUAUAUGCAUCCGAGUUCGGGUUUAGCAGAGGUGCAUCCAAGAUGGCUGGUAUACCAUGAACUGGUAUUGACAACAAAGGAAUACAUGCGACAGAUGACCCAGUUGAAUCCUGAAUGGCUAGUUGAAAUAGCACCCCACUACUAUCAGUUGAAGGAUGUCGAAGAUCCCAAGUCGAAGAAGAUGCCUCGAGGAGAAGGCCGUGCAUCAUCAAGUCAAUAA